AUGGCGGGUGGUUUCAUUCAAAGUGGUUCUCCUGAUAAGAACUAUCCUGGAAAGUUAACUUGGAGAGCUUUUACGACUUGUAUGGUUGCUGCAUUUGGUGGAUUAAUAUUUGGUUACGAUCUUGGUAUAUCUGGUGGUGUGACUUCUAUGGAUCCUUUCUUGAAGAAGUUCUUUCCCGGAGUGUACGAAAAAGAGAACAAUAUAAAACCAUCUGACGAUCAGUAUUGUAAAUUCGACAAUCAAAUAUUAACGUUGUUCACAUCAUCCUUAUAUUUGGCUGCCCUGAUUGCAUCAUUGUUUGCAUCCAAAAUCACACGACUUUUUGGAAGGCGCCUUACCAUGCUUGUUGGGGGUAUGUUAUUUCUCAUAGGCGCGGGAUGUAAUGCUUUUGCAGUAAAUGUUUGGAUGCUCAUUCUUGGUCGCAUAUUACUUGGUUUUGGAAUUGGAUGCGCCAAUCAAUCUGUGCCAAUAUAUGUGUCUGAGGUUGCUCCCUACAAAUAUAGAGGAGCACUUAACAUGAUGUUUCAAUUGGCAAUUACUAUUGGUAUCUUUGUAGCCAAUGUUCUUAACUACAUUUUUGCAAAGAUGAAGAAUGGACAAGGGUGGCGGUACAGCUUAGGUUUUGCAGCCGUCCCUGCUGUCAUGAUUAUAUUCGGUGCAUUAUUUCUUCCAGAUUCACCAAGUUCUUUGAUCGAGCGUGGUCUUGAUGAAAAGGCCAAAAUGGAACUUAUUAAGAUUCGAGGAACUACAGAUGUGAAGAAAGAGUUUGAUGAUCUUGUGGCAGCAAGUGAAUCCUCUAAAACUAUGAAACACCCUUGGAUUUCUUUAUUAAAGAGACAAUAUAGGCCUCAACUCACAUUUGCCAUAGCUAUUCCCUUCUUCCAACAACUUACUGGCAUGAAUGUGAUAAUGUUUUAUGCUCCUGUUUUGUUUAAAACCAUCGGCUUUGGAGCCACUGCAUCACUUAUGUCUGCCAUGAUCACUGGGGCCUGCAACGCAAUUGCCACUCUUGUCUCCAUAUUCACGGUUGACAAGUUUGGGAGACGAACUCUUUUUUUGGAAGGAGGGCUACAAAUGUGUUUUUGUCAGAUUUUGAUAACGGUGGCAAUUGCGUUGAAAUUUGGAUCGGAUGGAAAUCCAGGAAUUUUGCCAAAGUGGUAUGCGAUCAUGGUUGUGUGUGGCAUAUGCGUGUACGUGGCAGGAUUUGCAUGGUCUUGGGGUCCUCUAGGGUGGUUGGUUCCAAGUGAGAUUUUCCCACUUGAAGUGCGUUCAGCUGCACAGAGUAUCAAUGUCUCAGUGAACAUGAUCUUUACCUUUCUCAUUGCCCAAAUUUUCACCACGAUGCUUUGUCACAUGAAGUAUGGAUUGUUCAUUUUCUUUGCAAUUUUUGUCAUCCUGAUGAGCCUAUUCAUUUAUUAUUUUCUGCCGGAGACUAAAGGAGUUCCCAUCGAAGAAAUGCAUGUAGUGUGGCAAAGUCAUCCUUAUUGGAAGAAGUUUGUCCAACCAAUUGAUGAUGUGGAACGUAUUAGUGAAGAGUGCUAGAAGAAAUUUUAAUAUUAGAGCAUUCUUAGUUUUUUUCUUAUCUUAUUUAGAAUAUUGUUACCCUUUUUUCUUUUUCUUUUAUUUUAUUGAUUUU
Vigna radiata var. radiata (mung bean) is the source of this 1636-nucleotide messenger RNA. RefSeq names its product sugar transport protein 1-like. The record is from RefSeq and is a predicted model, not a curated record. The transcript has 4 exons. Gene Ontology annotation, biological process: monosaccharide transmembrane transport. Gene Ontology annotation, molecular function: monosaccharide transmembrane transporter activity. Gene Ontology annotation, cellular component: membrane. Lineage: Eukaryota; Viridiplantae; Streptophyta; Magnoliopsida; Fabales; Fabaceae. Bases 1 to 1542 code for a protein of 513 amino acids.